Messenger RNA from Microtus oregoni (creeping vole), 11654 nucleotides. RefSeq names its product neuronal cell adhesion molecule (gene Nrcam). Lineage: Eukaryota; Metazoa; Chordata; Mammalia; Rodentia; Cricetidae. The record is from RefSeq and is a predicted model, not a curated record. The transcript has 33 exons. Gene Ontology annotation, biological process: brain development; cell-cell adhesion. Bases 460 to 4386 code for a protein of 1308 amino acids. Gene Ontology annotation, molecular function: cell-cell adhesion mediator activity.
AGCGAGGAACCGCGCAGGGACAGCCGGACUGAGGCAGCUGGAGGCGACAGCUUCUGAAACACGCACGACAGCUGCGUUUCGGGGUCUUGGGCAGUAACGCCCCGGCGGGACGGUGGGCGCGGCGCGAAAACGGAUUUUGGUGGUAUUCUCCAGUGACAUCCAGUACCUCUGCCUGCUGAAGGCUUUGACCAAGGCUGCUCUCAGCUGCUGACAUCGUCCUGAGCAAAGGAGGGCGUAGAAAUCAGGGGUGCCUUGGGAGGCUUCUGACCGGCGGAUCUUCUGAAGAGCAAUGCUAAGACAACCUUCGGCUUAAAGCAUUAAAAAGAAAUUUUACAUCUUCAAGUAAGAAGACUUCCUUCAAAGUUCCCUGCAUGAGAAAUUAUUUGAGCGUUGCCCGCAACUCUUCUGCGAGAGAAGAAAAGGAAAUUCCGUGUGUGGGUCUCAGCAGGAGAAGAGCUGAUGCCGCCGCUUAAAAUAAUGCCGAAAAAGAAGCACCUCUCUGCAGGCAGAGUGCCCCUGAUUCUCUUCCUGUGCCAGAUGAUUGGUGCCCUGGACGUGCCUCUUGAUCCAAAGCUUCUUGACGACUUGGUACAACCUCCAACCAUCACUCAACAGUCACCAAAGGACUACAUUGUUGACCCUCGGGAGAACAUUGUGAUCCAGUGUGAGGCUAAAGGGAAGCCUCCUCCCAGCUUCUCCUGGACUCGCAAUGGAACUCAUUUUGACAUCGACAAAGACCCUCUGGUCACCAUGAAGCCUGGCUCAGGAACACUCGUCAUCAACAUCAUCACUGAGGGGAAAGCAGAGACCUAUGAAGGAGUCUACCAGUGCACAGCAAGGAACGAGCGUGGCGCUGCUGUCUCUAAUAACAUUGUGGUCCGCCCAUCCAGGUCGCCCUUGUGGACCAAAGAAAGACUUGAACCAAUCACACUUCGAAAUGGUCAGUCAUUGGUACUUCCCUGUAGGCCUCCAAUUGGAUUACCACCAGCCAUAAUAUUUUGGAUGGAUAACUCCUUCCAAAGACUUCCACAGAGUGAGAGGGUUUCCCAAGGCCUGAAUGGAGACCUUUACUUCUCCAAUGUCCUCCCAGAAGACACCCGUGAAGACUAUAUCUGCUAUGCCAGAUUUAAUCACACUCAAACCAUACAACAGAAGCAGCCUAUUUCUCUGAAGGUGAUUUCAGUGGAUGAAUUGAAUGACACUAUAGCUGCUAAUUUGAGUGACACUGAGUUUUAUGGUGCUAAGCCUAGUAAAGAAAGGCCACCAACAUUUCUAACUCCAGAGGGCAAUGAAAGCCUCAAGGAGGAGCUAAGAGGAAACGUGCUUUCUCUGGAGUGCAUCGCAGAAGGCCUGCCUACGCCAAUCAUUUACUGGAUCAAAGAAGAUGGAACCCUUCCUGUCAACCGGACGUUCUAUCGGAACUUUAAGAAAACCUUGCAGAUCACUCAGGUUACAGAAGCAGAUUCUGGAAAUUACCAGUGCAUAGCGAAAAACCCAUUAGGAGCCGUUCAUCACACCAUCGCGGUCACAGUUAAAGCGGCCCCAUACUGGAUUGCAGCGCCUCAAAACCUCGUCCUAUCCCCAGGAGAGAAUGGCACCCUCAUCUGCAGAGCUAAUGGCAACCCCAAGCCCAGAAUUGCCUGGUUAACAAAUGGAGUCCCAAUAGAAAUUGCGCCUGAAGAUCCCAGCAGAAAAAUAGAUGGUGAUACCAUUAUUUUUUCAAAUGUUCAAGAAAGAUUGAGUGCGGUUUAUCAGUGCAAUGCCUCUAAUGAAUACGGAUACUUACUAGCGAAUGCAUUCGUAAAUGUGCUUGCUGAACCACCUCGAAUUCUCACAUCUGCAAACAUACUGUACCAGGUCAUCGCAAACAGACCUGCUUUCUUAGACUGCGCCUUCUUUGGGUCUCCUCUGCCUACCAUUGAGUGGUUUAAAGGAACCAAAGGAAGCGCUCUUCAUGAGGACAUUUAUGUUUUACAUGAUAAUGGAACAUUAGAAAUUCCUGUGGCCCAAAAGGAUAGUACAGGGACGUAUACAUGCGUUGCAAGAAACAAAUUAGGGAUGGCAAAGAACGAAGUUCACUUGGAAAUCAAAGAUCCAACCAAAAUCAUCAAGCAACCCGAACAUGCAGUCGUGCAGAGGGGGAGCAAAGUGUCCUUUGAGUGCAAAGUGAAACACGACCAUACUUUAAUUCCCACCAUCGUGUGGCUGAAGGACCAUGGAGAGCUGCCCAAUGAGGAAAGGUUCUCCGUAGACAAGGAUCAUCUGGUGGUAACUGAUGUCAGUGACGAUGAUGGCGGGACCUACACGUGCGCAGCCAACACGACGCUGGACAGGGUCUCUGCCAGUGCUGUGCUCAGGGUUGUCGCUCCUACUCCAACUCCAGCCCCCAUUUACGAUGUACCGAAUCCUCCCUUUGAUUUAGAGUUGACCAAUCAACUUGACAAAAGUGUUCAGCUGACGUGGACCCCAGGCGAUGACAACAAUAGCCCCAUUACAAAAUUCAUCAUUGAAUAUGAAGAUGCAAUGCAUGAAGCAGGGGUAUGGCACCACCAGGCUGAAGUUUCUGGAACACAGACCACAGCACAGCUAAAGCUGUCUCCGUAUGUGAACUACUCCUUCCGAGUCAUGGCGGAGAACAACAUUGGGAGGAGUGUGCCCAGCGAGGCAUCGGAGCAAUACCUGACGAAGGCCGCCGAACCAGAUCAAAAUCCCACAGCUGUGGAGGGACUAGGAACAGAGCCCGACAACUUGGUAAUUACAUGGAAGCCCUUGAACGGUUUUGAAUCGAAUGGGCCCGGCCUCCAGUACAAAGUGAGCUGGCGUCAGAAAGAUGGUGAUGAUGAGUGGACCUCUGUGGUGGUAGCCAACGUAUCCAAAUACAUUGUCUCCGGCACGCCAACCUUUGUCCCAUACCUGAUCAAAGUUCAAGCCCUGAAUGACGUGGGGUUUGCGCCAGAGCCAGCUGUAGUCAUGGGCCAUUCUGGAGAAGAUCUUCCGAUGGUGGCUCCUGGGAAUGUGCGUGUCAAUGUGGUGAACAGUACCUUGGCAGAGGUACACUGGGACCCAGUACCUCUGAAGAGUGUCCGAGGACACUUACAAGGCUACCGGAUCUACUACUGGAAGGUGCAGAGCUCGUCCAAAAGAAACAGACGCCACAUUGAGAAGAAGAUCCUCACCUUCCAGGGCAGCAAGACUCACGGCAUGCUGCCAGGGCUGCAACCGUACAGUCACUAUUUUCUCAACGUCCGAGUAGUCAACGGGAAAGGGGAGGGCCCAGCUAGCAGCGACAGAGGCUUCCAUACUCCAGAGGGAGUCCCCAGUGCUCCCUCCUCUCUGAAAAUUGUCAAUCCCACCCUGGACUCUCUCACUUUGGAAUGGGACCCGCCGAGUCACCCCAAUGGCGUCCUGACUGAGUACACCUUAAAAUACCAGCCAAUUAACAGCACACAUGAACUUGGCCCCCUGGUAGAUUUAAAAAUUCCUGCCAACAAGACACGCUGGACUUUAAAAAAUUUAAAUUUCAGCACUCGGUACAAGUUUUAUUUCUAUGCACAAACAUCGGUGGGAUCAGGCAGUCAGAUUACAGAGGAAGCAAUAACGACUGUGGAUGAAGGUAAGAUGGCUGGUAUUCUUCCACCUGAUGUAGGUGCAGGCAAAGUUCGAGCAGUAAACCCCAGGAUCAGCAAUCUCUCUGCCGCAGCCGCUGAGACGUAUGCCAAUAUCAGUUGGGAAUAUGAGGGACCAGAGCAUGUGAAGUUUUAUGUUGAAUAUGGUGUAGCAGGCAGCAAAGAAGAAUGGAGGAAGGAACUUGUAAAUGGUUCUCGAAGCUUCUUUGGGUUAAAGGGUCUCAUGCCAGGAACAGCAUACAAAGUGCGAGUUGGUGCUGAGGGGGACUCUGGUUUUGUGAGUUCAGAGGAUGUGUUUGAGACAGGCCCAGCGAUGGCAAGCCGGCAAGUGGAUAUUGCGACCCAGGGCUGGUUCAUAGGUCUAAUGUGUGCCGUCGCCCUCCUCAUCUUAAUUUUGCUGAUUGUUUGCUUCGUCAGAAGAAACAAGGGUGGUAAAUAUCCAGUUAAAGAGAAGGAGGAUGCUCAUGCAGACCCUGAAAUCCAGCCCAUGAAGGAAGAUGAUGGGACAUUUGGAGAGUACAGCGAUGCAGAAGACCACAAGCCUUUGAAAAAAGGAAGCCGAACACCUUCAGACAGGACUGUGAAAAAAGAGGAUAGUGACGAUAGCCUGGUUGACUAUGGCGAGGGGGUGAAUGGCCAGUUCAAUGAGGAUGGCUCCUUUAUUGGACAAUACAGCGGUAAGAAAGAGAAAGAACCAGCCGAGGGCAAUGAGAGCUCAGAGGCCCCCUCACCUGUCAACGCCAUGAACUCCUUCGUUUAAGUCUUUAGGCUCUGCGCCAAUGUCCCAUUUCUCUGGAAUGUCUUUCCUGAGCUCUUCUCGUCCCUCUCAGCCUGUGGACACGUGGGUAGAAAGGAUGCUUUCUGCUGUCUGUGAGUAUUAUGAGAGCAAAGCGAGAACAGAACUCAGUCACGCGAUACGUUAAUGUGAACUGGGGUGCAACGCGCAUACUUUUUGUUGUUCAGAGUGAGUUUUCUCAAUUUCCUUGGAACUGAUUAAAAAACAAUCCAACAUCAUCCACAGCUCCCAUCAUUCCCUGUGCGGGAUACAGCUCCAUUAGCUGCAUGAAACAUGCCGCACUGAGGCCACACCGCGGAUGUGAUGGCGACAUGGUCAGGUACUUAGUGCCACUAUCCUCAGCUGAACCCUAAAUAUGAAUUCCGUUGUUAUUGUGGAGAGUGUUCCUGUAGCGUUCUCUAGAGCUCCAAUGUCUCUGUGGACAUUGUUGUGAAACUCGUGACUAUGUCUAGCUGUUGUUAGUCUUUCCGGGAGACUGUUAGGAACAGUGUGUACAGUAAAUACUUCCUAUGUGAAUUAAUUAUGACAGACACAUCUGCUAAUGCUCACCAAGGCUCCGCCACCUCUUCUUUGCUCCUGUUACUUCCUACGCUUCUUAACCCUCCAGGUUACAGUGGCAGUGUCCCACUUCUUACGCUCUCUGUGUCCAGUUGUUUGGGGGCAUAAACGUGACAUUUUGUGAUCCCUUCUGGCAUGUGUGCCAUACAGAAAGAACGGAAGACAAAACUCUCAAGUUAGAUUUCAGAUCUUAGUCUAGAAGAUGCAGGGCGAGCCUCGUGCAGUGCUUUCAGACACUCAGCAUUCCCUGAUGCCUGUGCUAUCUAGACUGGCCAAUCUGAGCAGCUCCAUCCUGUGCGACUGCUGUUGGGAGGGAGGGACUUUAAAAAGGCAUUGGCAGUGAGAACCGAAGUGCUGGAAAGCUGGGAAAGUAAAAACAAGUUUAUUUGAAGGGGCUUUCCCCUAUAAAUAUCAAAAGCAAAGAAAGCUUUGUCAUCAGCCUGAGAGCAUGAUGGGCCUGUGAUCUUUUGUUGUUUCUAGCCAAACAAGCUAUAUCGAAGAAGAAAAUUGAGGUUAAAAAUGGAUGAAAAACACCUGAUUCUAGAACUGAAACACAGAACAGCAUGCGAACAGAGAUUCCAGUAUACCUAUAUGAGCUUCCAAACUGCAGCACUCAACAGUGUAUGUGCAAACUGCAACAGGCACACUCCAGAAUCUGCAAAAUCUGACAAGCGCUUAAUUAGGCCAGCAGUCAAAGGGAUUACAGCUGCAGCCUAAAGAAUAAAUGCAUAUACCCUACCAUAGUCAUAAACGGUGUGUAUGAAAUGACUUACCUCCAAUAUAAAAAUCUAUGACAACCUAUGGUUGAAGGGAUGCUCAAAUUCACUUGCCAAUAAAUUGGUUUCUCAUAACUUGCAUCAAGUUUAAUUUUAAGUAAAGCUUUUUCUAUGUAGAUAUUCUGUUGAAUUUGUAAAUAUGAGGAAAGUGUAGAUGCUAUAUGCUUAGAGGUGUUAUGUGCAAAUAAACACGCAAGCAAUGUUUAUGUUCUGCUGUGUGAGACGCAAGCUCAUCAAUUAAUGCAGUGUAAGGGUGUGAAAACAGCAAAUGCCUACUUUGGGUUUUUCGCCCUCUUCUUUUUGCUGUGCAACUGGAAUCGCGAGCUAUUUUCUCCACUGUGUCAGCCAGUUUCUGACCGAGAUCCUCAGCAUUAAUGGAUGGAGUAUAGUAGGAUUUGUUACCUGGCGUCUUUGAUGUAUACAGGUAAAACUUGCUUUCAAGUGAUCCCUAAAUGAAGCAGCCCUAAAUACUCUCAUGGCUUCACAUUUACUGUCCCCAACCAGCCUAGCAAUGGGAAAUACAAAGAAUAAGACAGGCUUGCCUAGACACCAGAAGGCACAGAGACUAAAGUUACCUCAGUGUUUUCAGAGAAAAAUAAAUACAUGUCUUCUUCCAGCCAGAGAUGCUAAAUGUCUCUGUGCAUGAAGAAGUCACUUCUGCAGAUUAUGACGGACUUGUAUUCAAAAUUAAAUGUGGUUGUAACAUCCCUCCCUCUUUUGAACUCUGCCGUGUUCCCAGCGGAAUGGGAAUGACCAGGUGUAACUAGAGAUCAUCUGUGCACAGAGCAAGAACAUGUGACCAGACUGCCGUCAGAAAGUGACUGUCAUUGAGUUUUAGCUCCUUCAAACCUGAUUUUCAAAAAAGGUUUUUGAAGAAAUUUUGACUUUUUUUGCAUUAUUUUUGAAAGGCCUAGGACAUUAUCACAAAACUAAAUAUAAGAAUUGAUAAAACAGCAUAAUCCAGAAUUUUUAAUGAAGGGUUAGGGGCUAAGCAAAAAGAGAUAGUUCCAGUAUUUUGAGAAUUGGAAAUGAAAUCCCAUUGUGUUCUUUCUUAAAAAUGCCCAAUUUGCCCAAUCUGUGAUGACCAGCCCAUUCCACCAGCUCAGACCUCCUCCCGCCUCAAGCACAGUUUGUAUUUCUUAACAUGGCUGCUUGGUGAGAGAGUUUGAACACUCAUACAUAUCACGAAUAUGUCACCCACUUCCUUCUGGCCGUCUCCAAGCCGUAUAGGUGUGCGAAUAGCCCAAGCCUAGCAAUUACCAACAUUCCAUUACCUGCCCUAGUCCCAGGCCCCUGGUCCCAGCAGUACACUCAGGAGACUCGCCUUGCCCUCUUGGUUAUUUAGAAAGCACAGAGCUAUCUAAUAGAGCUCAGAAUCCCUCCUACAGAAGCCACGUUCACGGCUCCCUCAGAUCCUCCUUUCUCCUCUUCACUGUGUGCCAGAUUAACAAAGGCGCACCUGCAUUCUGCAACAUGUCAGGGCUCUGUGGCAACAGGGGAUGUAAAAGAAUAAGCAUAGCUUCAGAAAUAUCGGGUAGUUAUAAAGCGGUGUAAACCAUUUUGUUGGGGUGGUUUUAACGACUUUUGAGAUGAGGGGAGUCCAGGAACUCAGGGAUUCUUAUCUACGGAAUGCGUCGCUCCCGCUCGAGACGUUUCCACCGCUGACCACCAGAGGGCGCUCCUUGCUUUAUUCGGCACAAAAGAAAACUAGAGAAAGCCGCCUAGGGAUCCCGUCCCAAUCAGUUUGGAUAAUCAAAGGAUAACCUGAUGGAGCAGAAAAUGAUCGCCUGCUGCAAAGAAAGACAUGGGACUGCAGCUCUCCCUAGUGAGCUCUUUCCAGAGAGGAAACAUGAGGUUUGUGAGCCUUUUGCAUAGUUUUUCUCUUGAUUGGGCUUCAGCCUCGGCGAUUCAGGGAAGGAGUUGCCCUGGAGUUCACUGGCCAGCUUUGUCAGGUGCCUGUGUGAGACAAUAAGAGAUAGGAGUCCUUAAAACGGCAUUAAUCCCUUUCUUCAAAGACACGAUUUUUGUUGGCCACCAAUGGUUUGAUGAUUGUUAUUGAAUCAAACACACACAAAAGCAGUUUAAAUACCACCCACAGCUCUUAUGAUUCACUUAAGAGAAGGGGAGGGAAGAGCAGAUGCUAUUACUGCAGUAUCCAUACUGAAUAGUGGCUUGGUGGGGUGGAAAGAUCAGUGGCCCAGAGAGAAGUAAGGGUUUGUACCAACUGGGCCCUCUGCCAGCGUUACGGCCCUGCACCAACCCCUCCUCUAACCAUUUAGAUAAUGGUUUCCUCAGGUAGAUAACGCUGGGGUAGAUGAAGUCUAGUCUACUACGCCUUUCCACUCCAAUCCUGUGGGUCCUAGGAACGAAAGAAUAAUCUGAGCACCGGCUAAAGCCGGGAUGAAACACAAGCAAAACCGGAAGUGAGUCCUGCUCCGCUGUGGCCUGGAGCCCAGUGUGCGCAGACAGGGACAAUCAGAGGAUCACCUGGAUAGGUGCAAGUCCACACGCAGGAAAGAGCUCAGAAUGGAAAGCAGUCUAAACAGGGUGGUCGGGAAAGAGGCCCCAGGCACGAAAUGUGAGCUGAAAGGUGAAAGUCAAGGACGGACCACAGAAAAGCCAGGGGACAAGCUGGCCACAGCGAGGCCAGCAUGCCUGCCUAGGUGCAGCGGCCAGUCUAGAUGGGCCUGAGGACCCUGUGCCAAACCUACUUACUAUUAGUGAAGAAACAGGAAAGUGAGGAGCAAACGAAAGGGUCAAGGAACUCCUCAGAUUAAGGGCAGCAAAUGAAAGGGUCAAGGAACUCCUCAGAUUAAGGGCUGCUGUUUAAACCAUGGGGCCCUGAGCAAACUGCUAAGGAAGAAGAACAUGAACAAGGGGCUGAGGGGGGCGCACCAUCCAGAAACUCUCAAUGUAGCGAACAGGAGAGGGAGAAAGGGACUCCCUGGAAAUCCAGUAACAGGACAUGCUUGUGUCUGCAAAGCAGGGGACUGUGUUCAGUUGGAAGCCAGGGAAAAGAAAGGCCAUUGCAAGAAUGAAAGUAGGGGGGUUGGAGAGAUGACUCAGCGGUUAAGAGCACUGACUGCUCUUCCCAGUUCAGUUCCCAGCACCCACAUGGCAGCUCACAACAGUCUGUAACUCCUGUUCCAGGGGAUCUGACAACUUCACACCAAUGCACAUAAAAUAAAGUUAAAUAAAUCAUAAUAAAUUAUAUAUAAAAAAGAAUGUUUCCACCAGGGUCUUGACAACUCCUCCGUGUCAGAUGCUACCCACCAGUCACCCCUGCCCCUGCUUUUCUGACUAUCCACUGACUUUAAACUGCUCAAGUCUCAGAAACCAACCGUCUUAAUCCCACACCCUUCAGUUAUCAGUGCUCUGCUUCACGGCCAGAUGGUUGAACUGAUAUCAGGAAAUGUAUAAGGGAACUAACUAAUCAUAGAAGCCACGAUUGACCAGACAGUCCAUCCCUUUUGUUCUUUCCAUUCAGUAUGUCCUGUAGACCGUGUCUUUCUUCAGCUCUUAAGUGUGUGCCUCGUUAUCUCAUUGGGUGGCUCCACAAGAGAUGUUUUUCAUCAGUGCUUAUCAGCUGGCUCACUGAAAUCACCUGGCAGUUUUAAAAGCCCAGCGUCUGUUUGCCCUGGCCCACAGUGGAUGUUCGCUGUUUUCAGUACCUGAUCUGAACCUCACCCUCACUAGGAAAGCGUCCCCAGAUGGUUCUGAUGUGCAACCAGUGUGGGAACUGAUGUUGGCCUUCUUAUACUUUGCUACUGUGUAAGUAGUCAUGGAACGAUAUUUCAAAUAGAGUCCUCAACACAGCGCAAUGGUGGAGCUCAAAUUCUCUCAUAUGCCCCACAUAAAAUGAAUCUAGAGAGCCGUGUAGAAUGCUCACACAUUGGUGGAGGGAAUCCAAAAUGGCGCAGCCAUUCUGGAAAGCGUUUAUCAGUUUCUUUAAAUAUUGAAUAUAAAUUUACCAUGUGACCGCAAUGCAACUCAUAAAUCUAGACCCAAGAGAAAUGAACAUCUACAUCUAGCCAUGGGCUUGCAUAUACAUGUUCACUAAGUAUCAGUCAUAACUGCUAGCAAACAAGCCCAGCGGCUGUGAGCAGAUGAACACCUGAACAAAAUGAGUAUAUCCUAUGAAUAGAGGUAUAGCUGCCUGGUCAGAGGAAACACUACCCGGUGUGUUCUAUAAAGGGUUGCCGAACACAACAAUAAGAGGGGUCUCCAAGAACAUUGCAUUUGAAAUGCCAAGCACAAAGCCCACUAUUCUCACUUACUUGAACUGUCCAGAAAGGCAAAUGUGUGAAAACAGGAGCUAGAUUGCUCUCUGGGGUUAGGGGUGGUGGAGGCAAGGAUUUACUUCAACUUGGUGCGAGGGCUCUUCCUGAAGUACUAAAACAUCUUGAGUUUUAUAGUUAAAACAACUGCAUUAUGGAACCACAGACACCUCAAUGAAGCUUAUGUUUGUCUGAAUGGUAAAUAGAGUUGUGUAUACAUGAGGCUUAGAUGAGUACAGUCUCACACCAUGGUCACAUAACCUCCUGAUCUUCAAGGAUGUUACAAGGCCACUAAGGCCAGGUGUUCCCCAGAGUGGCAGCAUCGGUUGUUAGAAUCGCGUUCUUGCCCUGCCCCCCAUCAAUCGAUUCAGGAACUCUGCAGGCAUAAACCUGCGUCUGGCGUUCUAACACUCCCUCGGAUUCUGAAACACACUAGCUUGUGUGGAACAUGGCACUCAGCCUCUUUCCUAUCCCAUCUGGAGGAAUGGGAAAGACUUAGCUUUGAGAUUAAAGAAAGGGACCAGGUAGUUUUCAUAAUAGAAAAAAAAUCUUCAAGUAGUCGUUCAAGUGCCCAUGGUAGGUAAGUGGUUAAACAAAUUUUUGAACUGUGCACAAUGUUUAGACCACCAGCCACCAGUAAGUACAAGUAUUUCACGCCACUAAGGGAAACCAAGCACAGAGCUUUUGCUGCUAUGGAACACUGAAGCAGGUGAAACUUUCCUCCAAGGACAGGAAGCAGACUGUGGCUGCUAGGGAUGAGUUUGCAGAGGGAUUUACCUUUGGGAGGCAGAGAAAACUCUUAGAGAUGAUGGAUAUUUUGGUUGUGAGGAUAGUUAUAGGGGUAUUCGUUCAUCAGAACUAAAAAAUUAUAUGCUUAAAGUCAGUGUGCUUUGUUAUAUAUGUUGUAUCUCAAUAAAGUUGAUUUGAUUUUGAAAGGAAAAUAAACUGGACAUAGGUGAUUCCUCCCCUUACAGGCUCUCUCUCUUUCUUUCUACUGCUCACCCUAGGAUGGGGCAGAGAAGAAGGGGACCCAGGUUCUGCUUUGUCUUAUGUUAGGGAUCACCCUGUCCUUUCAAAAGUCUAUGGUGGCCUUCUCCUCUACCUGUUCAGUUGAGCAUGGUGUUGUAGGUCAAGCCAAGGUUACAGAGCAUCCCCAGACUUUCUUGGUUGGGUGGGCUCAAGGACCCUAAUGAGGUAGAAUAUGAGCACCCAAAUAUGGAUGACCAAUCCAAGAUCUAGAUUUGAUGUUCACCUUAGAAAUAAAGUAAUAUUUGAUUUCCAUUCAUACAGUUGCUACAUUUGUGUUCUCUAGUCAACUGCCAACUAGAGGACAACUCAGUCCCCAAGAGCCCUGCCUGGCCAGCAUCACUCCCAGGUCUUUCUUCACACUGGGGGUAUGGACAGCUGGUCCUGAUGCAGAAGAGGCUUCUCAGUUCUGACUCUGUGACAAGCCACCUUUGGAGCCUUUCUGAGGUUGGACUUUUACCAUCAUUUGAAGUACGAUUAAUAAACACUCAGAGAGAGAAAUUGGGGUUCAGCCUGAAGAUCGAAAAGCAAAACAGCCAAACACUGACUCUUACCUCAACCUUAGUCCAAAAUGGCAAUCCUGCCUCCUGGAAUC